AUGGACAAGAUCGUUGCGCAAUACUCGCGCUCGGCCCAUCAGAAUGAGUUCUACUCGGAGCAAGAGCAACAGGACCUCACAGAGAGCCUUCCUCCGCUAUCUCUCAAGUUCGCUCUCCCUCCUGUCGACAAUUCCUCCGCUUUCCUCCGUGCUAUGACCGAUGACCACGCCAACCCCAGCUGCCCGAUCAAGCUCGCUCACGGAACAACAACCCUGGCCUUCCGAUUCCAGGGCGGCAUCAUCGUGUGCACCGACUCCCGAGCAACGGCCGGAAACUGGAUUGCUAGUCAGACUGUGAAGAAGGUUAUCCCCGUGUCGCGGUUGAGCCGUGGCGAGGACAAGGCCACAAAUGACCCUACACCGGGUCUUCUUGGGACGAUGGCCGGUGGUGCGGCGGAUUGCCAAUAUUGGUUGCGAUAUUUGAGUCAGCAGUGCACUCUGCAUGAAAUCCGACACAAGCGCCGAAUCACAGUCGCAGCUGCAUCUAAGAUCCUCGCCAACCUGACCUACGCGUACAAGGGCUACGGCCUGAGCAUGGGAACCAUGCUUGCAGGAGUAACCCCUCAAGAAGGCCCCGCGCUCUAUUACAUCGACUCAGACGGCACUCGCCUCCCGGGCAACCUGUUCUGUGUCGGCUCCGGUCAAACAUUUGCCUACGGUGUGCUUGACGCCAACUACCGGUAUGACUUGAGCGAGCAGGAGGCGCUGGACCUGGGCCGACGCGCCAUUCUGGCUGCCAUGCACCGUGACGCAUACUCCGGUGGUUUCAUCAACUGCUACCACGUCAAGGAGGAGGGCUGGGUGCACCACGGCUUUGACGACAUGAACCCCAUUUUCUGGAAGACAAAGCUGGACCGUGGCGAGUUCUCCAAUGUUACGUCAGAGUUGUAG
This is a messenger RNA of Penicillium canariense, 891 nucleotides long. RefSeq names its product proteasome core particle subunit beta 5 (gene pre2). The record is from RefSeq and is a predicted model, not a curated record. The transcript has 6 exons. Gene Ontology annotation, molecular function: threonine-type endopeptidase activity. NCBI's taxonomy places the organism in Eukaryota, Fungi, Ascomycota, Eurotiomycetes, Eurotiales, Aspergillaceae. Bases 1 to 891 code for a protein of 296 amino acids. Gene Ontology annotation, cellular component: proteasome core complex.